Messenger RNA from [Torrubiella] hemipterigena, 2341 nucleotides. The record is from the annotation of a GenBank genome assembly. NCBI's taxonomy places the organism in Eukaryota, Fungi, Ascomycota, Sordariomycetes, Hypocreales, Clavicipitaceae.
CGGUCAGCAACUUCAGCACCACAGCGCGAUAGACCCACCGAAAUAGCUUACAUUAAUAUUCAUAUUAUUACUUGUAUAUAAUAGCUGCAAAUACCGCAUUCAGUCUGUCUACGAUCACCGCGCUGGCACCAGGGCUCAUCAUUGAGAGUCGCAGCGGGGUCGAGAUGCAAUCAACGGGCCGCCGUACCAGCAAACCAGGGGCAGGAUACUCGAAACCAAUCAAACCAGCUCGGCUACGGACCGCAUGUACAGAAUGCCAUUUGGCCAAGCUGAAAUGCUCCGGCGAAUCCGACGGAUGUGCCCGAUGUGCAAAGCUCGGACUACGCUGCCAGUACGAGAUUUCCAUGGUUGGUCGAGCGUCGCCAAAGCAGAGACCACCACGGCCAAAGCAGCGCGCCGGCACCGCACGCAUUCCGUCCUCCCUAUCUUCGACAUCGUACACCUGGGCGCAGGGCUUUGCUGAUCUGCCUCAGGUGGAUGAUUCAUUCGAUUGGGUUAACCAAAGCAUGGCAAAUGCAUUGAAUCCCUCCAAUCACUCAAUAGACGCUAGCGGUACUAACAGCAUGCCGCUCUCUCUGUUCCAGCUAUCGGCGUCUGUGGCACCUUCUGAUGCCGAGUCCAUGGCAGUAGGAGGCAGUGCGGCAAAUGAAGAGACUGGUUUCAAUUUUGGUCAUCAAAAUUCCAACAGCUAUACGAACCAACAGCAACUUGAGUCUCAGAAUAUAGCCCACGGAAACUUAGUCCUACCAUCAGCACCCGCGUCCGAGGACUUGAUGCGAGCAGGCUUUCAUGUUACAAUUGCCGUUCCUGAAUAUUACCGCGACGAGGCAGCUGUAGCGCCGUAUCCACAUGCCACGGCGCUCAUGAAUAUGAUUGACGAGCUGGAAACGUGUGUCCAGCUCGCGUCUGCGCCAAUCGACCAGAUCCUCUCCAUGAAUCGCGGCGUACUGAGUAGAUUGCCAUCCAUCAUCGAUAUGGAUGGCUUCAAAGUCUGCCAUAGCUGUCCAACACUACUAACAACCGUCAUGGAUUUAGUGGUGGCACUAUACGAUAUGGUAGUAUCAACCAUUCACUCCCCCGCCAACACCACUGCAGAUAUGGAAUACAUAGAGAGCAGUGGUGGCAAUAGUACACUGCCCAGCGGUAAUGACGCUUUGGAUACUACAGCACCAUCUACUACUACUAUAUUUCCACCCCCUGAUUCUAAUGGCUCGGGUAGCCAGGCGUUACCAGCAUUUUCUUUUGGCUGUCUGGAACUGGAAGCGGAAGAGCAGGCCAUGUUUCGCAAUCAAAUUCUACAACUUGAUCUGAACAAAUGCGUCAAGGUGAUUCAGGCUUGUGCUCAAGUGGCCAAGCGAAAAUUCGAAUUGGCAACUAUUUCGGGAGGUAAAGAGCGCUCACAUUCCGGUAUGAAAGGAGAUUAUAGCCACAAGACCCAGGAGCUGCAAAAGCAGUGGUAUUCAGAUGUUGAGAGGAGGACAAACACGUUACUGGAAGUGUUGCGUGCUUCGGUUGCUGGCACGCGUUUAUGAUAGCAGACAUAUUUUAAGCAUAAAUUUUAAUUAUUGUAAAAAUUCAAUCUAUAUCUUGUAUAAUCUGCGAUAUUUUCUCAAAUAGAGUAACUGCGUGUUGGCCUGCCGGGUAGCAUCCGUCGAACACAACAUAACAUGACAAGCGCGUAGAAUUUGGCUCCUGUAGAAAAUUACCCAUUUACAGUACGAAAAUAUUUAUAAUAAUGCUAAAGUCGAUAUAGUUUUCCCUAGAACUUGGUAGCGCGGGCAAAGAAGAGCUGCAUCUUGCCAGAUCGCGCCCCAGGAACCUCGGACAAUUUAUCUGCCAAUGCAAACUUGGCAUCUCCACAACCAGCUUGCUCGAAUAGCCGGAAAAUAGUCUCUUUUGUAAAACUAUCGUGAGAAAUUGUAUGAGCGGCAGGGUGAUGAGAAUGGAUCUUGUCGCCGUUUUGGUUAUAGCCAUGGCUGUGAUGGUAAUGCUCAUGGGAAUGUCGAGCACCAGUACCGGCGGGUUCAGCGUCGCGUUUGGCCCAGUCAAUAACAAGCAAGACACCGCCUGUGCGAAGUCUCUCAGCGAGCUUUUUGAUGGCCAAGUCAAUGUCGUCCACGUGGUGUAGCGCCAUACAAAUGGCCACCACGGCAAAAUUGGUGAGCUGUUCGCGGCUCAAGGCUGGCUUGGUGGGCUGCUCAUCUUCAAGCAAGAGAUUUCCUUGAACAGUCAUCAUUUGAGACUCGGAAAGACCAAGGUCAUUCGCGGUGCCGCGAUACUUGGCCAACAUGCCCUCGGCGAGAUCGACGCCAACGAGCUGGCCAAACUGUUUGUGGAGGGA